CAGCUGUUCCACCCCUUCUGAAAGUACAGCCUGACGUCUUGCAGUUCAGCCUGAGCAGCAGCUGGAGCUACAAAAUCUUUUUUCCUCUUCUGUCAGGAUGGGUGUGAUACAGCUUCCCAACUUGUCUAGGAUCCUGUGUUUGUCUUUGCACAUUAUCCUCAUUCUGCUUCAACAGACUACUGCAGCAAGAGAACUGAAGUUUGUGGUUGUACUUUUCCGACACGGUGACCGAACACCAAUUGUAAACUUUCCAACUGAUCUACACAAAGAAAGCGAAUGGCCCCAGGGAUUUGGACAACUCACCAAGACUGGAAUGCAGCAGCUUUUUGAACUUGGGCAGUACAUGAGGAGACGAUAUUCCAGCUUCUUGAACAGCACAUACAACCGGCAAGAGUUUUACAUCCAAAGUACAGAUUAUGAUCGCACCAUUAUGAGUGCCCAGUCAUAUCUUUCUGGCCUCUUUCCACCAACUAGCAGCCAAAUUUGGAACCCUGAGCUUCUCUGGCAACCCAUUCCAGUUCAUAUUCUUCAAAAAACAGCAGAGCAGAGGCUGAAUUUUCCUCUACCCAACUGUCCUCGUUUUGAUGAACUUCAGCAGGAAACACAAACAUCUAAAGAAUUUCAAAAUAGAAUACAGCCAUACAUGGAUUUUCUACAAACAAUGGCAGUUAACACAGGGCUUGAACUAAAUCACCUUAAAAUACUGGACAAUUUCCAGCUCUGGAAUACGUAUGAUACUCUAUAUUGUGAGGGUAUUCACAAUUACACUCUCCCUGUAUGGGCCACUGAAGAUGUAAUCAACAAGAUGGAAAAAUUGGCAGAAUUGUCCUUAUUCUCAUUAUUUGGGGUUCAUAAAACAGAAGAGAAAUCCCGACUACAAGGAGGUGUCCUUGUGAAUACUAUUUUAAACAGUAUUAAACAAGCUGUCAAUUCUUCAAAACCAAGAAAAAUGGAGGUCUACUCUGCACAUGACACCACAAUUGGGGCCCUCCAGAUUGCUCUCAAUAUUUUCAAUGGAAAACUGCCACCAUAUGCUGCUUGCCAGUUUUUUGAACUCUACCAAGAAAGCAAUGGGCAAUAUAGCAUCGAAAUGCAUUACCGGAACGACACUUCAAAGGAUCCUUAUCUCCUCACCUUGCCAGGGUGCACCUCUUCUUGUCCACUUGAAAAGUUUGCUGAACUAGUUUCUCCUGUGAUUACAGAAAACUGGUCAAAAGAAUGUGGGAGAAAAGACAAAAUGAAAGAUAUUUUUAUUGGAUUUAAUGUUGCUGUUGGCUUGUUGUCCAUUUUUAACCUUGUACUGCUCUACCUCCUUUAUCAUUAUGGACACUGCAGGCGCAGAAACAACUACCAAGACAUUUAAAGUGGAGGUAAAGAAAUGAAAGAGAGAGCAGCUAGACAUCAAAGAAUACUUGAAGUUGCAGAUAUCCAUCAGUUUGCUCUGGUCAAAAUAAUCUCCAAAGCUUAUUCAAUAAACCUGAACAGCUGAGGUAUCUGUGGCCUAGCUCCUAAAAUUUUACACAGCUGAAGUGAGAAAUACUGUUGAAACAUGUUAUUUUAGGAAUUACUGGAUGGAUGGAAUUACUCCAAUUUAUGUCUUUAUUCUACUACUACUAUUAAUCAAUCUUGCAUCAACCAGUGGGGAGAAGGAAUGUUGUUGCCUAUGCUUUUUUUAUAUUGCCUGUUACCAUUUAGCCCUCUGCUGCUCAACAAGUCUUUCUUCAAAACUGCAUUCUGUAAUAUUUGUCUUACUUCCUAUAAAUGGCUAUUUUGCUGAUGCACAGGAAAAUAGUUUUAGUGAGCAGAAGUUGCAAUUACUGUAUGAAAAAACUCAUACCAGCAUCUGGACAUACUGUUCCUGGAUUUAUUCAUGCAAAUCUAUGCAUGAGUUUUGACCUUGGCCUUCAGCUAAUAAAAGUCUUCAGCCUGCUCUUUAAAGGAGUUACACCUCUACAGCUCUCACGGAAAUUAGUAGAACUGGGAUAAUCUGUUACAUAGCCAGACAUCAAACAAAAAGCUUAGUGCAACAGCAUCUUGGUCAGUGUCUGUAACUUCAAUAAUAUGGAUAAGUAAAUAUGUUAAAAUCUAUUUUCUGUUGCUGCCCUGUUUUCCUGUUUUUCUGAGCUCCCAGUCAUGAAUGAUCCUUUGCUCUGCAUUUCUUUGAGACACUCUUAGUAUAAUUCCUCAAGGUAUCAUUCUCUUAAAUAUCUUUUAUUUUAAAUCACAAUAACUCCUUUAACUCCUUGCUCUGUUCACAAUCCUGUAUGUUAGCAAGAUGUACACUUAAAGUAAGAAAACAAUGAUUCUGCUUUUUGUAUGUUGAUCUCUUCUGUGCAAUAUAUUUUGUUUAGAUUGUAAGCUUCUUAUGUCAGGGAAUGUGUUUCUGUAACUGCUCUUGGGUGUCACAAACUAUAUGCAUAAUAAGCACUAAUAUUGCUGUAUAAAAUCCUACUUAUUGUCAUAUGCUUCAAGACUGAAUCAAGACUUUUUCAUCCUGCAGUCCUGCAGAGGAUACUGUGAAUUACAACACCAUGGAGAAGUCUCUUCAAAAAUCAAGACAGCCAUACAAACAAGUGCCAACAGCAGGGUCAGCCCAUCAGAUAUAAUGUGUUCAAGCUUAUGUGUCCUGUUGAUAUUUAGAAAGAGAGAAAGCUGAGGGAUGGAGCUGCUUAGCUCAGACAUAGCAUCACAGCAAUGUGAAUACACUGCUUCUGGACUGACUUUCACUCACAUUCUGUGGGUUGCAACAAGGAGUCCAGGAGCCUCAGCAAGCUAUCACUGAGACAGUGAUCUAGAGAUCAGCCCUUAAUAUUACAGCUGAAAUGUGAUAUAAUUAUAUAUAGUGAUAUUAAAUGUCAUAUAUUAAACAGCAUAAGUCAGAGUAACACAUGCCUGUGGGAAUAUAGCACCUCCCAAACAUUGCAUUUCUUGUAACAGCUUCAGCUACCGAAGUGUCCACCUUUUGAAAAAUAUUUCUCACUCAGUGAAAAGCUUUUAGUAGUAUCCAUGACAUUUCCAUUUUUAUCUAUUUUAGGAAAUAUCAUAAUAUUAAUACCAAAAUAUCAACUGGUAGAUUUGAGUCUUACAUGUUCAGGAUUUUUAUUGUAAAACAAGUUGAUGCAAAGCUGUGAAAAAGAUGAAAGACUGUCCCUAAAUCAGAUGGUUUAGAUGUACAAGCUUCAGCUUGUAACUAGCCAUUUUGAUCCUCAUGCAAAAACUUGAAGGAAUAUCUAUAUUGCAGUCAAAUGUGUUAAAGCAGCUCUAGGAAACAAGCCUGAGCUGGCUUGGUUACUAUUAGAAGUGUACUCACAGUGGGGAAAAGUUCAGAACAAACUGAAAAACUCACCCUGGCUCCUGUAUGUGCAUAUAUAUAUACAAAAAUAAAUAUAUGCACUGUCAGUGGUUAUCUGAUACUGAGCUCUGCAUUACCACAGCCACAGUGCUGCCAGUACUCGUUUAAGGAUAAAUUAUGUUUUUUAUUAGAGGAAGUCAGAUGCUUGACAAAUGAAGAUGUACUGACUGAUAAUGUGCAGUAAGAACCAGUUUUGAAAUACUAGAAAAUCAGUCGAUUACACUUCUCGAGAAGCAGAAUGGGACGUGUUUUCCCAAGAUUGAUUCUUACAAAAAGAAGUAGAUUCAGACAGAAGGUAAAAUGUGAAAUGCCUGAGACAUCUUGUCUGCUUUAUUAAGCCUAAGCUGUAACAAAGAAUUUCAAAAGAUAAGGGAAUUCUUAUUGCAGCAGGAGCUGUCAGGAAGGAGUUUUAUUGUAGGGACAUGUUUUUGCUAACAGAUAGUCAUACUUGAAAAUGCAUAUGCACUUUUAGAAAGGAUCCAGUGAACACAAGUUACAGAGAAUGUGAUUACAGGUUCAGAUGAUGUAACUUCAGAAUUAAUGAGGGUACAUUAAGGACAUAAUACCUUAGUCAAGUAGACCCUGAAUCUCACUUAUAGGAAAGAUUUUUUGUCUUGCUGUGAUCAAAUCAAGUAAAAUUUCUCCAGUGGAGCAAAAGGUAGUACAUGUAUACAUAGCUUUUCUUUUUUUUUCAGGUAUGUUUACAAUUUGCUUAGUAUAAUCUGCAAACUGUGAUUAGAAAAUACCUUGUCUCCAAGCAACUUGUGGCACUGUGAUAAAGUACUUUAAAGAAACAAUUUAACAUUUGCCAUUUUAUCUUAUUGAAAAACAAUAGAGCUCUCAGUAUGUCUAGAAUUUCCAAACAAAAGUAAAUGUUCAGAUUUGUUGCUUCUGUAAGAAGAGAUUUUAAAGCACUUCUGCUUUGAUAUGAAUAAAGUUAAUGACAUGAAGCUCUUCAAUUUGCCCUCUAGCAGUGACAUCACCUGUCUCUACAAUAAUUACAGUAGCAACUAGAUGGUCUGCAGCAGGGUUUUCUGGUGCCCAUGGCAGACAGUAGUGCACAUGUAGCACUUUUUACCUCAGUAAGCAACAACCUCCUCUCAUUGAACUGAUUUUAUUCAGGAACUUCUUUGUUUGCUGGCUUGAAUAUUGCACACAGUGGGUCAGCACAGAAUAGGCAUCUGACUUCCAGAGUAAUAUCAGCCAGGAGCACUCAUGUUCGUUUGUACCAGUAAUGUAGACACACUGGAUCCAAAUGACAUUAUUUCCUCUCACUGUAACAUAUUUUCUUAGCCAUGGUAAGAAAGCAGAAUGACAAAUGCAUUCUAUUUGAAUUAAAAAAACCCCAAACUAUUCAGUCCAAAAGUUCUGAAGUCUGGAUUAAACCCCACAAGACAAGAGGUAUGUUUCUAAAUUUUUCUCAAAAAAAAAAAAAAGCAGCUAAAACUUCUACUCUACAAAGAAUAUUAAUGAUUUACCAUGCUGGAAUUUGAGAGUGAUGAUGAGAGCAGAAACUCACUUAUUGUUAGGCACACAGCCCUGACCCAUACAAAUCCAUGCCGAGGGGGAUGUCAGCAAUAUUGCAUAGGAUUGUAUUCUUGGCAUGGAAGAGUUGAAACUACUGUAGUCCUUACUGCAUUUCUGCAUUUCUUAUACAGAUGGGGACGAAAGAUGGACAUUUACCUACAAACAGCUAACUUUAUUGAUUUAGACACUAAUGCUUCUUCAUCAGAAAUUGCCAAGUAUUGAUACUCAAACAGAUAAACAUGAGUUGCUAUUGAAAUAAUAGCGUAUCACUUGAGCUAUUACAUUACAUGGUCUCUUCUAUGACUAGGCAACUUCACCUCCAAAGGGAUUAGAGCACUGGAAAGACCUGCAAGAUCAUGUGCACAGUUGGAAUGACAGUUAAAAAGACUAAGUCUGUUUUGCUAAUUUCUGUAACUUCUCUUAAUAGAAUGACACUAUCUUUUCUCCUGAGACUCAGUGCAUUGUCAGGUUUUUUUCAUCCUGUAGACUGAGGUUCCAGUGGUCUUUUUCAAAAAUCUGUAGAGAGCAGAAUAAUGUCAUUUAUCAAUUCAAAGUAGAUAGAGGCAAAAUAAAUUGUCCUGGCUUUGUCUCUGGAUAUAUUUAGCUGCAGUCAUGUGCAUGGCAAAAAAAGGUAAUUUCUUUGUGCUCUGUUUACAGCAGCUAAAUCUCUUGCUGUCUUCCUACAGUGAGCCCUUGACUUCAGAGGACACAGUAAUUCUCCCAGCUCAUCUACCCUGUAACUAAAACUAUGGAAAGAAAAGUUGUAACAGGCAGUCUGAUCAUAAAAUCUUUUCUUUAGGAAGAUGAGAAUAAAUGUGGGUUAUAAUUUAAGCUCCAAACAGUUAAGCUCUCCACUCUCUAAUAUACAAGCAUUUGGAUCAAUAAUUACAGGCAGACUAGCAAAAUUCCAUAACACCCACAACUAUUGAGCUCUCUGAGGACAGUGCCAGUACUUCUUGGAAGUGGAGCUCCUUCAUUCUUUCCAUUCUAAGGCAUUCUCACAUUUUCUCCUGGCUGCUCUUCAGGAAGCAGCAAGAGCUGAAGCAGAUGUGAAGCCUACACCUUGUUCAUAAUUUUUGAAAGAUGUGCAUUUAAGAUUAAAAGAGGUGUGAUAAGUGGAUUACUGUUGUACUUUUUGUAGCUUCUUCACUUGUUUUAUUAGAAUCUGUAUACGGAAAUUCUUUUGCAGUCAGACUCCUCCAGGGCAGUCAAAUGAACAAUUCAGACACAGCAUGUUGCACUUGCGUAUAGAUGAGAUCAUUGGCUACUGAUACAAGCAGCUCUACAUGGGAAUCUUCUGUAUCCUCUGUAAUAUGGUGGUGGGAGAGAGCUUUCUCAAUCCAUUAUCCACAACAAACUCUUCUUUCUUGGUAAAGGAAGAUGUGGAUGAAAAAGCAGAGUAACCUGCAAUACUCAUCAAAUAAACACAUAGAAGUCUCCUUUUGCUAAA
Molecule: messenger RNA, 6329 nt
Organism: Prinia subflava (tawny-flanked prinia)
Lineage: Eukaryota; Metazoa; Chordata; Aves; Passeriformes; Cisticolidae
Product: prostatic acid phosphatase-like
Exons: 11
Coding region: 98-1363 (421 amino acids)
Biological process (GO): dephosphorylation; lysosome organization
Cellular component (GO): lysosome; plasma membrane
Molecular function (GO): acid phosphatase activity
Source: RefSeq, a predicted model, not a curated record